This is a messenger RNA of Halichondria panicea, 1824 nucleotides long. RefSeq names its product solute carrier family 15 member 4-like. The coding region runs from base 25 to 1701 and encodes 558 amino acids. The transcript has a single exon. Gene Ontology annotation, molecular function: transmembrane transporter activity. NCBI's taxonomy places the organism in Eukaryota, Metazoa, Porifera, Demospongiae, Suberitida, Halichondriidae. The record is from RefSeq and is a predicted model, not a curated record. Gene Ontology annotation, cellular component: membrane. Gene Ontology annotation, biological process: transmembrane transport.
CUGACUCAUUUCAUCUGAAUAGGGAUGAGCUUUUGUUUUCUUGUUUUGCAUUUGCUCAGUGCCAAGUCUUGUGAAAUUAGUGUAUGCAGGCAGACAGAGAUGGCUGCUCGUGUACAUAACUCGUAUGAUAGUAAUAGGCGAAAGUGGUGCUCUAUUUCGUACAAGAUCAGAUGUUUCUACUCAAAGGGAGCAUUUCUUGUUCUCUUUUGGAUGUCUCUGAUGACCCUCACUUUUACCCAUGUGUAUUUUGUGCUAAUCAAAAUAAUUUUCCAAGGAAUAGUUUAUAGUAUGACACCUUCUGAGCUGGCUUUAGUUCCAGCUGUGCCAUUCCUUCUAGUUCUGUUUGCCCCCAUUGUUGGUUGGAUUGCAGAUGCUCGCUGUGGUAACUAUAGAGUGUUUAGAGUUGGAGCUUGUCUGUUUUUCUUAGCUACCGUAGUAUGCUGCAUUUGUGUAUUGACUUCGUUGAAUGUAACUCAACACAGUAUUGUAUCUCGUGUAGUCAGUAGUGGAAUAAGUCCAAUUGCGUACAUCGUUGGGUUUGUUGGAAUAACAGCUUGUUUAGUGACUGCUCUGCAGCUUGGAUUGGAUCAAAUGCCUGAUGCUUCUUCAGCUAAUAUCACAAGUUUCAUUGCCUGGUUUGUGUUCUCAUUGGCUCUUGGAGAAUGGAUGUUGGACUCGAGUUUCAAAUGUUUUAAUUGUUUUGGAUUUUUUAUUGCACCUAUUUCUCUUUUGACGUUACAAGCAUUCAGCCUAGUUCCAGUGAUUGCCAUGUCUGUACUUUGUUGUUCAUUGUUUCUCCUCGCUCCAAAAUGGCUGAUUAUUGAGCCUAAUUAUUGUCCUCAGUCUCUGAAAAUCAUCUACCAAGUUCUCAAGUUUGCUGCCAAGCACAAGGCUCCCCUCAAUCGCAGUGCUCUCACAUACUGGGAGGAAGACAUUCCUUCAAGAAUGGACCUGGGAAAGUCGAGAUAUGGUGGACCAUUUACUACUGAAGAGGUGGAAGAUGUUAAAACAUUCUUCAAGAUUCUGAUAAUCUCUUUACCCAUUUUCAUAAUUUCAUGCUCACUUUCACCAGAAAUUUACAUGCACAGCUUUUUGGAUAACCCUGCCAAUUGUGAAGCUGAUCUUAUAUCUGCUGUUACUUACAGUCCGACAUGGGUCAUUAUCAUUGUGGCCUUAGUGUAUGAAUUUGCUAUCUAUCCUUUGAUUCGAAACCGGUUGCCUAGUAUACUGAAGCGUAUUGGGAUUAUUUCGUUUCUUGUCUUCAUUGUAAAUUCUGUUAAGUUGGUAUUGGCUACUGUUAUUUUCUCAUACUUUCUGGACCUUUCUCCAUGGUUAAACAUAGCAUAUACUGUUCUCUUUUCAUCGAUAUUUGUGUUCUUAUUGACAAGCAUUCUAGAAUUUAUAUGUGCUCAAUCCCCCUACAAAAUGCGUGGCCUACUGCUUGGAUAUACAAUUGUGCUUUACAUCAUCUCGAUAUAUGUUGGUACAAUACUGAUAUAUGUUUUUAACUCUGUGUGUGUUGGACGGUACUGCCACAUUAUUGAGAAGUCAGUCUUCACUGCUCUGAGUCUGGUUGGGUUUGUGCUCCACUGCCUCCUGGCUACCUGGUACAAGAGGAGAGUGAGAGAAGAGGACUAUGAUGUACACAGAGUCGUGGAGGAGGUCUACGAUAGAUACCUCACACAGAGACCAACCGUGUGAACUAGUGCAUGGCUUCAUUAAUAGUAUAUACCAUACGUUGUAGAAUCAUUUUUUCUCAUAUAGCUCUUUUAUUUUUUCUGUGAUUUAUAGUGUCUCAUGUGUGACAUAAAAUUAUGUGUGUAU